Messenger RNA from Carassius auratus (goldfish), 5342 nucleotides. It is a transcript of the gene foxn3, whose product is annotated as forkhead box N3. The coding region runs from base 1 to 1326 and encodes 441 amino acids. Gene Ontology annotation, biological process: regulation of DNA-templated transcription. The record is from RefSeq and is a predicted model, not a curated record. Gene Ontology annotation, cellular component: nucleus. Gene Ontology annotation, molecular function: cis-regulatory region sequence-specific DNA binding; DNA-binding transcription factor activity. Lineage: Eukaryota; Metazoa; Chordata; Actinopteri; Cypriniformes; Cyprinidae. The transcript is spliced from 5 exons.
AUGGGUCCGGUUAUGCCUCCCAGUAAGAAGCCGGAAAGUUCCGGGGUCAGCGUCGCGAGCGGCCUGAGCCAGUUCUAUCAGGCGAGCUCUAUCACUCGCGCCCUGCAGGAGGCCGAGGAGAUGGACCUGGCUCUUCCCACCAUCAAACUAGAGAAGGGCAGCAUGGAGGACGAGGAACUCACCAACCUCAACUGGCUUCACGAGAGCAAGAACCUGCUCAACAGCUUCGGUGACCCUGUGCUGAGGAGCGUCAGCCCCGUCCAGGACUUGGACGAUGACACCCCGCCCUCCCCGGCGCACUCGGACAUCCCUUACGACGCCAAGCAGAACCCGAACUGCAAACCCCCUUAUUCCUUCAGUUGCCUCAUCUUCAUGGCCAUAGAAGAUGCCCCCUCCAAGAGACUGCCAGUUAAAGACAUAUACAAUUGGAUCCUGGAACACUUCCCUUACUUUGCCAACGCGCCCACGGGGUGGAAGAACUCAGUCAGGCACAAUCUGUCUCUCAAUAAGUGUUUUAAGAAAGUGGACAAGGACAGGAGUCAGAGUAUCGGGAAGGGCUCCCUUUGGUGCAUAGACCCCGAAUACAGACAGAAUCUCAUCCAGGCGCUGAAGAAGACGCCUUAUCAUCCUUAUUCCCAGGUGUUCACCACGCCUCCCACCUCUCCUCAGGCAUAUCAAAGUAUGUCCAGUCCUCCAAUUUGGCCAGGAAGUCCUUAUUACAGAAAAAACAAGGGAGUCCUGCUUCAAGUCCCUCAGGGAGUGAUUCAGAAUGGAGCUCGAAUGAUGAGCCAGGGCCUCUUCCCAGGAAUCCGACCCCUUCCCAUCAACCCCAUUGUCAGCAGGACAGCCGCUGUCAGGUCAGUACUCGGAUACAGAAUAACCAGUGAUGGCGAGCCCACCUGUAACUCUCCACUGGUCAACAGCGACCCCAAGGAGGACCACACCUACAGUUUUGCCAAAUCUUCCAGCUCGGAUGUUGAAGAAGAGGCCAACUGCGAUGGAAGCGAGGUGAGCUUCCACGCCAACGAGGCCAGCAGCGAUGCCGAGGAGGACGACAAGAGCAAAAUCAAGAAGGAGCCCAAGGAAUGGUCCGUGGACGCCCUCGCUCUGGCCCAGCACAAGAAACGGCAACAUUUGACAAAAGUCAAACAGAGAGUGGCCAGUGACACUCUUCCUCUAAAGAAGAGGCGCACGGAGAAGCCUCCGGAAAGUGACGACGAGGAGAUGAAGGAGGCGGCCGGAUCCUUGCUUCAUUUGGCAGGAGUCAGGGCCUGUUUGAACAAUAUCACCAACCGGACGGCAAAGGGGCAGAAAGAGCAAAAAUAAUGAACUGACUGUAUUAUAAAGAGAAAAAAAAACAUCACUUUGAAUAGAAUUUACUAUUUUUUUUCCAGGACAUCAGGUGAAUUCUACUGAUUUGUGGCAAUAUCAACAAUCACUUUGUUUUCCUAUCUUUAUAGGUAACAUUUCGCUGAGGGUUCUUUGUUUUAGUUCACUUUUAGUUCAUUUUAUUGUGAUUUCUUUUUUUAAUCUACGGAGAUUAAAGCCAUAGCCUUCCCUUUUUGAAGAUAUUCUGUAAAACAUUUCAUUCGACUGAGAAAAAAGUGAUAGUAAAAAUUGUCCUGCCCCAUUGUCAUAGUUAAAGGGAGAGUUCACCCCAAAAGUUUUGUUUUAACCAAAUGAAAUUCAAUCAGAUCUGAAAGAUUUCUGUCCCUCCACUGAAAGUCUGUUCAACCAAAACUCUGACACUUUAAUAAGAUCAUUAAGAGAUAAUAAUAAUAAAAAAAAAAACUAAUCCACAUACAUUAAAUGGUUUAUUCCAAGGUUUUGCUUUGUCUGAUGAACAGAUUUAAUUAAGUCUUAUACAAAAAUUAAGCAAACAGUGUUUAUAACAUUCAGAUUCGGUUGUAGAAGCUCAGAGGUUUGGCUGAAAACACUUUCAACUGGACAGAAAUUUCACAUUUCAUUAAAAAUAUCUUAAUUUGUGUUUGGAACGGCAUAAGGGUGAAUAAAUGAUGACAGAACUGUAAUUUUGGGGAGAACUAAUCCUUUAAAAACAUGACGACAAAUUGUGUUCUGCAGCACGUUCUGCAGUCAGAGUAGUUCUCGAGUUAGUGAUAAUUAUGGGUUAUAGUAAUCUCUGCUGUAAUAUAAGAUGUUUUAGAAGCACAGGGCAGUGCCAAAGACAAUCCUCAAGCAGUUUCUGUGAUGUCACUUCCCCUUGAUGCUCUGGUCGUUAAAGCAUCGUUUGGAAAACACUCAUAGUUGUUCUUUUGGCUCGUAUGAAUCAUAGUUCACUGGGAUGAGGGUAAAGACAUAAGCUUUAGCCAUAGUGUUUUUUGGAGUCAAAAGUGAUAUAUUUACCAAUAAGUCUCUUAAAACUGCCCAAGUUUUUUCCUAAGCAAUCAAAUUGAGUGAUAUUUUCCAUCUAAACCGAUAGUGGAUGGUGAUACUCUUUCUUCGGCACAAUGAAAAUGAAAACUCGGAGCUAAAGCUACAAUACCUGCCAAUUUUAUUUUAAUAGCAGAAAAUAAUGACUGUGGAGUUGUUAUGUGUUUGUUCAUUUGUUUACGUUUUUACAACUUUAGUUUUUUUGAAACCCUCGUGAUGUAAUAAGCAAUUUCAUCCAGUCAGGAUAAACACUGUAUAAAAUGAACACUAGACCAUUUCCUUUCUUAAUUUAAGCAAUGUAGCCAGCAGGAUUUUCCAAAUCGUGUUGCAUGGGUUCUGUAAAGAUAAAAGAAGACCGUUUAAAAAAAAAAAAAUCAAAGUUCAUGUAAGGUAAAUAAUGUAUUUAGCAUGGAGCAUGAAUUAUUUUCAUAUAUAAAUAUGCCAAUAGGCCUAGUCUCUUUCGUUGUUUUUGUCGGAUUUGAUUUCCAUUUGUCGUCCUCAUCACCUUUGUGUUGAAGCAGGCAUCUUUAACAAUUACCUUCUUCAGGGACAAACACUGACUGUUGGGAAACUCUCUCUGCAAUACGAGGACUGGGACUCAGGCCGUCUCGGUCCACUCUAGCGGCCGCCCCAAAUACCCACGAAUACCCGCUACGUCAAUGUCCGUGUCAUCAAGGAGAAGUUCGUAGUGAGUGUCAGUCCCCUUCCGGCUGUCGUGCCUGCUUUACUUCCAUAUGUAAUCCAGAUGUGCAUGUCUGUGAUUUAUUCAGGGUCUUCCAUUUUGUUCCACAAGACUUUGGAUCUGCAUUUUUUAUUUUAUUUUAUUCCUAUAUUUACAUGUAGCAUUGUUCAGGAGUCAUCAGUAUUGAUUCAGUGGUUCUCGGUACAGGCAGUCAGACGGUUAUUUACGCCUCCACGCAUAUAUAUUUAAGCACUUAUAGACAAUAAAAACAAGUGAUACCAGAGCUCAGUGCAAACGUUUGUGUAUAUAUCUUCACGACCUCACCGAAUUGCACUUUUACCGUUUUAACGUAUAGUAAAGAACUUAAGGAUUCAGUGCCAAAGCCAGUAAUGACUCUCUACACCAGAGAUGGGCACUUGAGUUAGUGACUCGGGCUCGAGUUGCUUUUUUAUUGACUUCAGACUUGACUUCAGUUCAGAUUUGACCUGAAAUGACUCCAUACUUGGCUCGAGGAAAAUGCCUCGGGAAAAUUUUUGAGAAUUUUAUCCUUAAAUACUUCUAUAACCGAUAUUCAAAAGGCGGACUGCAUCCGCAUCCCGGCAUCCAUCCAGAAUUGAUGUUAGAUGGUUAGCAUAGAACUUAAACUUUGCAACUGCUAGUUAUCUUUCUUUUUUGCUCAAGAUGAGAGCGUUCGGAUUAUUUUGUUUCUAGUAGAUAAUGCUUUUAAGUAAAAUAUGAAAUAGUAAUAGAUUUCAGGAACUAAACCCUGAAAAAACUAAAACAAAACAGUAUACUAUUUUAAUCUGUCACGUGGCCUUACAUGUAUCUAAAUGUAAAAAUACAAUACAUGUAAAAAAAAUACAAUAAAUUGUCCAGACCUCUGCUUGGAAAAUAUAGAGGCCGUCCACCUCGGAACUUUAAUUGAAUACCCCUGACUUAUAUCAUAAAGCAAUACUUAAUUUGUAUGGUUUUGUAACAUCUGUGUCAUGGUAGAUUGGACUGUUAUUAUAGAAUUUGAUUACAGAAAAACAUGGUAAUGGAUUAAAACAUAACAGGCUGGAUGUACAUUACAUCUUAACACCCCUUCUUUUUACAAAGCAGAUCAUAGAUCAUGUAUUUUGUCUGUAGCCUAUAAAACAGAUUAGUAAAUAAGAAUAUGUCAGUAGGCUACAUGAGGAUUCUGAUUGAGAUUUUUUUAGCGAGCCGUUAAAUGACUUGAUACUCAACUCGGACUCGUGACCAAAGACUCGAGACUUGACUCAGACUCUGGCGAUAAAGACUUCAGACCUGACUUGGACUCCAAGUUAAAGACUUGUGAACAUCUCUGCUCUAUACACUGCUAAAUGGACGAUGCAUACUUGAUAUGUCUGUCACACACUUCAAGAAGUUGUAGCAUUUCUGUCAAGUACUCAUGUCUAAGAUGUUCUCCAUUAUAUCUGUUAAUAUCACACUGCAUUGCUGUGUUUCACGAAGUCACACUGCCUUCCCCAUUCAUCCUACGAUGAUGAUGAUGAUGGUUCGACCCGAUAUUUUGUAGCGUGUUGAAUGUUAUAUCUGACCCAUGAGUGUUAAUGUGAUGUCUCCAGUUGGCAUGCCUUUCCCUAACCGAGCUAGACAUUUAUUGACGCAAAAUAACCCUGAUUAUAACCUUGUCUGCUGGUCUUUAUAAACAUCUGUCAUAACACAUUUCCGUUCAAUAUGCUUCAAACUGGGAAACCGGUAGAGAGAGCUAUGAGUCCUUUAUACACUGCCUUCCUUCAAAGACAACACUCACUACGGAACUUUUCCUUUCUAGUUCUUUUCGGAGGAACUUGAAACAUGUUAAAAAGCAUAAAGAAGAGACAGCCAAAAAAAAAAAUUUUAAUAGGAGGUGAAGUGUUUCUUUUUCUUCCCAUUGUUUUUUUUUUUUUUUUUUUUUUUUUGAAAGGUUCCUUUUUAACUGUCAUUGUGUUACAUGUUUGAGUUGUUUAAGAUGAAAGUAACGGAGUCCAUUUGGUUUGUGAUGAAAUAUUCAGUCUGAUGGCAUGUGCACCCUGCUAAUAUGUCAAUAUAGAGGUGUAAUUGCACUCUAUAUUUUCUUUGACUUCGAAUCAUAUUGCCAAAGACAACUAUUUUAUCGAUUAAUGUAAAUACCACUUUGUCCAUUGCUAUGACAAAUUCUAUUUGUUUUUGUUUUGUUUUUUGUUUUGUUUUUUUCUCCAACCCUACCAUCAAGUUUCUGUGAUGUAUUGUCUUCCAGUUGCAAUAAAAAAAAAAGUUGCAAAGGUGA